Procambarus clarkii (red swamp crayfish) is the source of this 312-nucleotide messenger RNA. The record is from RefSeq and is a predicted model, not a curated record. NCBI's taxonomy places the organism in Eukaryota, Metazoa, Arthropoda, Malacostraca, Decapoda, Cambaridae.
AUGGACAGAAAACCAAAGCCAGAUAGAAAACCAGAGCCAGAUAGAAAACCAGAGGCAGAUAGAAAACCAGAGCCAGAUAGAAAACCAGAGGCAGAUAGAAAACCAGAGGCAGAUAGAAAACCAGAGCCAGAUAGAAAACCAGAGCCAGAUACAAAACCCAAGAUCCUCACCGCUGGCGGCAUGGAGACACAGAUGGCACUCUCUUCUGCUGGAUUUAAGUGGCUGGGAUAUGAGAGUGUUGAAGGCCAGAGAGAACGCGUUCGCUCUACAUCUCGUGGGCGAUUUCGGCCAUGUUCGAGCCCCAGGGGCUAG